Messenger RNA from Guillardia theta CCMP2712, 1320 nucleotides. RefSeq lists its product as hypothetical. Bases 1 to 1320 code for a protein of 439 amino acids. Lineage: Eukaryota; Cryptophyceae; Pyrenomonadales; Geminigeraceae. The transcript has a single exon. The record is from RefSeq and is a predicted model, not a curated record.
AUGAACCGGGUUGCUACAGCAGUCACCUCAGUCUUAACGCUCGCCUCCAUGCUCUUCCUAGGUUUCAUGAUCUUCUCCCGGUCAGAGCAGAGGCGGAUGCUGGUCUCCAGCUACCAGUCGGGCAUGGAGCCUGGGGCCCAGCUCGAGAGCAGCGUGAAGGAGCUCAAGAAGCUCCUCGCCGAUAUUGACGCUCGGGUGGGCAGGAUAGAGCAGCACCUGUUCAGCAGCGGGGGUUCGCGGACGGAGGUCAAGAGCCCAGCUCCAGUCGAGCUGGUCCCGCCGUCUGGCAGUGCACCCAGCAGGCAUGGGGGGGAAGUCAUCAUAUCGAGGAAGGAGCCAACGUCCCUCUCGCUCUUCCCCCGCAAGAACGCUUCUGCUGAGGCUCUCCCCAAGGCUGCCUUCGAGUCUUUCCGACUCGUCGUGCUCACGUGCGAGCGAGCUCGCUCCCUCGGCCGCCUCCUGCGCUCGCUGGUUGGCGCCGCCUACGAUGGCCUGCCCGCAAACCUGCACGUCCACCAGGAUCGAAAUUCGAAGGGUGAGCUGGACCCGGAGGUGAAGAAGGUGGUGGACGAGCUUGCCUGGCCGCAUGGCAGCAAGGAGUUACACCAGUGGCCGAAGCAGGUAGGCAUCAUGGGGAACUGGAUCGACUCUUGGCAGCCGAGCCAGGACAGUAAGGAGCUGGCGAUCUUCCUGGAGGACGACCUCGAGGUCUCUCGUUUCUUCGCUCGCUGGUUCCUCGCUGCCCACAAGCACUUUGCGCAUGACGAGUCCGUCUCCUGCUUCUCCGCCAUGCGAGCGCAGCUGAGGGCGGCGGACCAGAGGGGGGAGGGGCUCAUGGAGAACACGGUGCCGGAGACGGUGCGGGGGUUCAAGUACAGGCUGAUGGGGACUUGGAGCUUCUCGCCCAAGGCUCAGCACUGGUUCUUCUUCCGCCAGUGGUUCCACAAGGUCAGCAAGAUCUCCAACUUCAAGCCUACUGUGGAGGGCAUCAUCCCUUCCACGUGGUACGAGGAGUUCCUCAGGAAGGGGACGCAGUCCUCCAUGUGGGAGAUGUGGUACAUCCGCUUCAUGGAUCAGAAGCAGAAAUUCUGCGUCUACCCCUGGGUCAAGUACCGCAGGACCCUCGUGGCGAACUGGAGGGAGCCGGGCCUGCACUACUCGGGGCCUGCGACCAUGGACUAUCCCGUCCUCACUGAGUGGGACCCUAGCCUGGUUCAGUGGCCUGCCGACGUCCUGACGCUGGGCUGGGACGGGCACGAUAUGAACGAGCCGAGGAAGAUUCGGGGAGCACCUCCUCUGCUUGAGGUCAUCAGGAAGUGA